UGGGGGCAGGGGUCUGAGGACUCCCCCCUUCCCCUCUGGGGUCUUCCCCAUCUCCCCCGGGUGCCCCCCAAACUCCAGGUCAGCGCCCGAGGACCAUCCCAUCCUCGGGGGGAGGACAGGUGGCAUGAGCCUCGGUUUGGAGGAUGAGCAGAAAGGGGGUGCACUCGUCCAUGUCACCCAUUUUACCGCUCCGAGAGCCGCAGCCGUUGGAACCGUUGGGCGUUUUUCCCUUCCCGGCCUUGAGCGCCGGAAUGGAAUUGCAGGCGAGGAUGUUCCCUUGGGAGUGGGAUUUCUGGUCCAGGGGCUGGUUAUCUGCGUUGGAGAGAAAAGGCAGGCAGGGCCAAGCCAGGACGGAUGGGUGUGCUGGAAUAAAUGGCAAAUCAUCCCGGCAGUGAUGAUUUUUAGGAGGGGCCUACAGAAUGCCGGAUGGAACAAUUCACUAGCUGGAUUGGUCACUUCCUGCUGAGUCAGAGGGCACUUGAAGCAGGAAAACUGGCCCUGCCAUCUCUUCCCAUGGAGGCGAGGGCUCGCGUCAAACACAGGCCCCACCAAGGCACAGCCACAAGCAGAGGAUGACAGGGCGAUUCUGGCCGCUCCCAACGUUUUCACAGCCUCCUCGCCUCCCCACCUGCCUUGGCUGGUCAGAGGGGGUUGGGGGAUCCUGAAGCAGCACCCCCGCCAACCCUCCCCCAAGCAGGAAAACGCUUCUGGCCGCCAAGAUGACCACUCCGCUACCCGAGGAAACGCCCGAGGCCCAGGCGUCGGACGAGCUGGAGUGCAAGAUCUGCUACAAUGGCUACAACCUGAGACAGAGGAAGCCCAAGGUCCUGGAGUGCUGUCACAGGGUCUGUGCCAAAUGCCUCUACAAGAUCCUCGACUUCGGGGACUCCCCACAGGGCAUCAUCAGCUGCCCCUUCUGCCGCUUCGUUACCUGUCUCCCCGACGAUGAGGUGAGCAGCCUGCCCGACGACAACAACAUCCUGGUGAACUUGGCCUGUGGCGGGAAGGGCAAGAAGUUUCCGCUGGACAACCCCACAGAGCUGGUGCUGACCCCCAAGAGGCUGGCCUCUCUGGUCAGCCCAUCCCACGCCUCGUCCAACUGCCUGGUCAUCACCAUCAUGGAGGUGCAGAGGGAGAGUCCCCUGUCCCUGAGCUCCACCCCCAUGGUCGAGUUCUACCGCCCCACAAGCUUUGACUCCAUGGCCACCGUGUCACAUAACUGGACCGUGUGGAACUGCACGUCCCUGCUCUUCCAGACCUCUAUCCGAGUGCUCGUGUGGUUGCUAGGAUUGCUCUACUUCAGCUCCUUGCCCUUGGGGAUCUACUUAUUGGUGUCUAAGAAAGUCACCCUUGGGGUCAUCUUCGUCAGCCUCAUUCCUUCGAGCCUCGUUAUUCUUAUGGUGUACGGUUUUUGCCAGUGUGUAUGUCAUGAAUUUCUAGACUGUAUGUCCUCUCCCUCUUAAUGGGCCCGGGAGUGCAGCGAAGACAUUUCUCAGUCACACUCACAUGCAGACGUGGGCAUACCCACGCCACCUCUCCUGACCCGCCUUGUCAUAUUUGUAGCGUAGCUAAUUUAUUCUUUCAUAUUCUUACUUAUGAUUGGUGCCCGUGUCAUCCACCAAAAAGAUGGGCACGUUUUUAUGGUCCUGUGUUGGUUUUGUUUUUGGGUUUUUUGCUGUUUCUACAUCAGCCUUUGUUAUCCCAUACGUUUUGCUAACACUUGGAAGGAAAUAUUUUACACAACUCUUUUGGAGGCUAGGCUUUAGAAGGGAAGCAAAAGUGCCUGAGUAAACCCUUAUUUGGAGGUUAAAGAGAUGUGUGGGGGGGGGGGUUCUUCUGCCCAGCGACAAGGGCCUGUGAUUUCUUGCCUCCCAACCCCUUCCCCCAGAUAAGGGAACACUUCAGACAAGGGGUACUGUUUAAUUCUGCCAUGGGAGGUUGUAGAAAGCCCCAUGGCUGCAUCUACAGCCCCCCACCUCCCACCCCCUUCAUCCUUGAAUGGUCUCUCCCAGCACUCCCUCACAAAUAUUUCUCAUCUAAGUUAUCCAGCUCUGGGUUCUAUCCCAUUCCUUCUCCCCUCUGUAUUUUCAUGGCAAGAAAACACUUAGUUUCCACCCCCUGAGUUUAUUUCCCUUAAAUACCCCGACCUCCAUCUCUUCUCCCCCACAGAGCAAUGAGACAUUCAGACCAGGGAAAGUAAGCGCUUUGCUUUGCCAUCCUGAGUGUUAGGCAAUGAAUGGCUUGGAGCUGUAAACCAGAGAGUAGGGAUGAAAUAAGCAGUGUGAAAUGUUGUUGAUGAUGUACAAGCAGUCCCUGGGAAUUAGCAGCCGGGAGACAAGGUGUUCAAAAAGUGAGCGCAAGGUUAUUCUCCAAGUUUAUUUCAAAACCCACGUUAGCGUGGUGCCCUUUUCCUAGACAAUGGCAAAGUUUCCUGUUAUUUGUAUUUAUGGGAAGAAACAGGUAGCAGAUUGUAGGUUUUGAUAGAUGUCUGUCAACAAGAACUAGUUACGUGGUGGUUAAAAGCAAUUUACUUCCUCGAACAACCCACCAUUGGUGAUUAGCAUUAAAAUGUUUGCGCCUAUUAGGAGGUCAUAUGAAUAUGAUAUGACGUUUAUUUGCUUGUCAUGAAACGCUGGUAGUAAAUUGAGGUGGUAGUUACCAUUGUUACUGUAGACCCAGUUCUGGUCUGAUUUAGGUAAACCUGACACAUUCCUAGAAGAGUGGAAACGUUGUACUGAAGCUGUGAUAAUUGUUGUGGCUUUCGGAACACUGGUCCCUAGGUACAUAUCACCUAUAAAGACCUGGCAGACUUGAGCCUCUAGGUGUGACUAAAUCCAUUUUUGAAUUCUUUUAAACACAAGUCUAAAUAGUUAGCUAUGAAUGCAGUCUGCUGGGAAGGUGUUUGGGCUUGUAGAAAAUGUGCAAGAUGAUGUGGAUAGGAUUGCAUAUGCUAAGAGGGCUUUUUCUGUUCAUUUGGUAUGUAGCAUUACAUUAAAUAAAUGGGUGAGCGAAUCUAUGAAGACACUUCUAAAAUGCUCUGGAAUUGUAUACUCUGUGUUUAACCUGUAAUGUGUCUGCAGUGCUAAUUUAUGUGUUUUUCCAUGUACUGUGGUGGUUUUCUUUAGUUACAAGUGAGCUGACCUGCACUCAGAGGCCGAUUUUACCCACUGAUUUAAAACAUAUUAAUGGAUCGCAACAACAACCUCUCUGUGCCGUUGAACAAAUGAAGAAAGGACAAAUGUCUCACUAUUUUGAACACCAUGAUGCUGUUGGUUGGCCAUUAAACCAUGAUUCUUCUCCACAUGGAAGUUUGAAUUCUCUGAUAAAAAGUUGAAAUUAUUUUGAACCCGUGUGAAAUGUUACACCUUUCCAAACCUGUGUAAAUUUGCAGCAGCAUUGAUUAAACAAUUAUCCUGCCACUCAUCUGAAAAUAGGGUCUUGUUAAAUCCUCCCAUAAAGUGUCUGCAAAUCAUAGGGUCUUGUUAAAUCCUUCCAUAAAGUGUCUGCAUAUCUUACCUCUCUUUUGGUUGAGGCAGAGAGGAAA
Molecule: messenger RNA, 3544 nt
Organism: Tachyglossus aculeatus (Australian echidna)
Lineage: Eukaryota; Metazoa; Chordata; Mammalia; Monotremata; Tachyglossidae
Gene: RNF182
Product: ring finger protein 182
Exons: 3
Coding region: 720-1463 (247 amino acids)
Source: RefSeq, a predicted model, not a curated record